AUGAAUUCAUCACUUGAUAAUAUUCCACGAUUAGGUGAAACAAAAAUUAAACCAAAAGUAGGUGAAAUACGUUUAACAACGGACGGACAACGACGUAAAGUAUUUGAUGGUAAUUGUUGGCAAUAUUUAUGUCGGGGUGAUCCAAAUUGUCGAAUUCAAGCGAAAUUUACUUGUCGACAUCAUCGAAGUUAUAAUCCUGACGGUACAUUAUUAAAUCAAUCACCACAGAAAAUUAAUAAACCUAAACCAGGUGAUAUACAAUCAUUACCAAAUGGAAAUCGUCGAAUUUGGCGUGGUGUUCGAUGGCACAAUUUAUGUCGAGCAGAAAAUUGUUCUACUCAAGCCAAAGGAUUCUGUAAAACACAUCAAACUCAACGAAUGUCAUUACCAAAUUCAAAUGAAGUUAUUCCUGAAAAUUUUCGAUUAGCAGGUAGAACACGAUCAUGUACACUUGCAAGUGAUAAAUCCGAAAAAGAGGAACAUCGAGAAGCUGAACCAGAAGAAAAAAUCACUCUUACAUCACCAAUAAGUAAACGUCGUCGUGUCGAUGAAAAUAUUUUUGAAACAGUAAAUGCAUUACCAUCAGAAAAACAUGAAUUACAUACACGAAAUGGUCGUCGUGUACGUUGUAAUAAAUUAAUAUGGAAACAUCUAUGUGCUGGAAAGAAAAAUGUAUUAUACAAACGUAAAUAUCAACGUCAAAGUUUACCAAUUGCAAAAACUGAUUCAAUCAUCGAUACAGAUCAAAGCAAUUCUCAACAAACUACAUCAUUAUCGUCAGAUACAAUCAAUUCAAUAGUACAUCCUAGUUCGAUAACACAAUUGAAAAAUAGUAAAAAACGAAAAACAAUGAGUGAUAUUAAUAAACGAGAACAUAUUGUUCCAAAAAGAAAAAGUAAUGGACAAAGACAGAAAGGUUUCGAUAAGCCAAUUAUCUUGCAUCUGGAACCAAAUUCAACCAGUCCAUCUGUCUCUGCUUCUCCAACAAAAGAUCAAUCAAUUGAAGAACCUCUUUUAAAUGAAUCUGAGAUAUCAUUAUCAUUAUCAUUAAAACCUAAUCGACUUAAUACAAGUUAUCAAUCUAUCGAAAUUCCUGUUCAAUCACCACCAAUAAAUUAUGAUUCUUCUCCAGCGGCAAUUCUUGAACAAUUCGGAACAAUUAUAAAAAAAGAAAUAGUGGAAGAAGAAUCAUUGAUCUAUGUUCCAGCUACAUAUACAAAUGGAAGCGAAUCUCCUUGUGAAACAUUACAAGACUUUUUACGUGCUGAAGAUAUAAAAAAGAAAGAAUUUAAACUUGAUUGUCAACGUAUUAGUUACCGUUUAGCAAAAAUUCAAGAUUGCAUUGGUAAUAUUUCAUCGAUAACAAUUUGA
Molecule: messenger RNA, 1371 nt
Organism: Adineta steineri
Lineage: Eukaryota; Metazoa; Rotifera; Eurotatoria; Adinetida; Adinetidae
Source: the annotation of a GenBank genome assembly